GCGGUGGCGGGGCCGGGCUCGGGCCGCGAGCUUCCCUCCCGCUUCCCUCCCGCGUCCCUCCGCAGGGUCCGGCGCAGCGACCCGGUGACCGCCGUGCCAGCCCGCGGCCUCCGCGCUACCUGAGCCAAUGCUAGAUCUGGAGGUGGUGCCCGAGCGCUCUCUGGGGAACGAGCAAUGGGAGUUCACCUUAGGAAUGCCGUUGGCUCAGGCUGUAGCAAUUCUUCAGAAACACUGUCGCAUUAUCAAAAACGUCCAGGUUCUCUACAGCGAGCAGUCACCUCUUAGCCAUGACCUCAUCCUUAACCUGACUCAGGAUGGAAUCAAACUGCUGUUUGAUGCUUUCAAUCAGAGACUUAAGGUGAUUGAAGUUUAUGACUUGACUAAGGUGAAGUUAAAAUAUUGUGGUGUCCAUUUUAACUCUCAGGCAAUUGCUCCAACCAUAGAACAAAUUGAUCAGUCAUUUGGAGCAACACAUCCAGGAGUGUAUAACUCAGCUGAGCAACUCUUUCACCUCAAUUUCAGAGGACUGUCGUUUUCUUUUCAAUUAGACUCCUGGACUGAAACUCCAAAGUAUGAGCCUAAUUUUGCCCAUGGUCUGGCCUCUCUGCAAAUUCCGCAUGGUGCGACUGUGAAACGCAUGUACAUCUACAACGGAAACAGUCUGCAGGAUACCAAGGCUCCCUUGAUGCCUCUCAGCUGUUUCCUUGGGAAUGUGUAUGCUGAGAACGUCGAUGUUCUGCGAGAUGGAACUGGACCCUCAGGUUUACGGCUUCGCCUACUCACUGCAGGCUGUGGCCCAGGUGUUUUAGCUGAUGCCAAGAUGCGGGUAUUUGAGCGCUGUGUGUACUUCGGUGAUUCCUGCCAGGAUGUGCUCAGCACCUUGGGCUCUCCACACAAAGUCUUCUACAAGUCUGAAGACAAGAUGAAAAUCCAUUCGCCCUCGCCCCAUAAGCAGGUCCCAUCAAAGUGCAAUGACUACUUCUUCAAUUAUUUCACACUUGGAGUGGAUAUUCUGUUUGAUGCAAACACUCACAAGGUGAAGAAAUUUGUCCUGCAUACAAAUUAUCCUGGUCAUUACAACUUUAACAUUUACCAUCGCUGUGAAUUCAAGAUUCCACUUGUCAUUAAGAGAGAUAGUGCUGAUUCACAAACAGAAACAUGUACAACAUACAGCAAGUGGGACAGUAUUCAGGAUCUACUGGGGCACCCUGUAGAGAAGCCAGUGGUACUGCACAGGUCAUCAUCUCCGAACAACACUAACCCAUUUGGGUCAACCUUUUGCUUUGGACUGCAGCGAAUGAUCUUUGAGGUGAUGCAGAAUAAUCACAUAGCUUCUGUUACUCUGUAUGGCCCCACACGGCCCAGCAGCCAGUUGAGAACGUCGGAGCUUCCCCACACAGACGUGAAGAGACUGUCCCUCCUUCUCAGCUGGCAGAAGGGGGAAAUGGAAGAGGGGCACGUAAUGACUGCAAGAAUUAGAAGCACAAACUUUCUGAGCCUUGGAGCAUCUGGAAGCAGGUGUCACUCCCGUUGAAUCCCUGUUCAAUCUGUGCUGUCUCCUGUGAUCGUUGCUUGCUAAGAAAAUUCUAUGCCUCAAUCUUCCUUUUUGUUUCCUCUCUAAUUUUAAUUUCAUUUUACAUAGCCCUUCUGUAAAUUAAAUGGAAUAAUAAUGAGCAUGUACACUGAAAGAAAAAUAAAAAGAGACUCUCAGUUACUGUUUUUGUGUUAAAUACAGUUGCUGGGUGUUUUUGUAAUAAAAUCAUGGAUGUUCUUG
Messenger RNA from Vidua chalybeata, 1774 nucleotides. It is a transcript of the gene PHAF1, whose product is annotated as phagosome assembly factor 1. Gene Ontology annotation, cellular component: dendrite; synaptic vesicle membrane; trans-Golgi network. Gene Ontology annotation, biological process: Golgi to plasma membrane protein transport. The coding region runs from base 128 to 1534 and encodes 468 amino acids. The transcript has 18 exons. The record is from RefSeq and is a predicted model, not a curated record. NCBI's taxonomy places the organism in Eukaryota, Metazoa, Chordata, Aves, Passeriformes, Viduidae.